Falco peregrinus (peregrine falcon) is the source of this 10603-nucleotide messenger RNA. It is a transcript of the gene TSHR, whose product is annotated as thyroid stimulating hormone receptor. Gene Ontology annotation, molecular function: thyroid-stimulating hormone receptor activity. Lineage: Eukaryota; Metazoa; Chordata; Aves; Falconiformes; Falconidae. The transcript has 10 exons. The coding region runs from base 4 to 2292 and encodes 762 amino acids. Gene Ontology annotation, biological process: G protein-coupled receptor signaling pathway. Gene Ontology annotation, cellular component: membrane. The record is from RefSeq and is a predicted model, not a curated record.
AAGAUGCUGUGCCUCCCAGUAGCCUUCCAGUUGCUGCUGGUGCUAGUGUUGUGCAGCCAGGGCACGGAGAGGUGUCCUUCGUCCUUCUGCGAGUGUUCCGACUGGGAUGACUACAAAAUCACUUGCAGGGACAUCCACUUCAUUCCCAACCUUCCCGAGGACACCCAGACCCUGAGGUUUAUGGAGACUCAUCUAAGAACAAUUCCAAGUGAUGCUUUUUCCAAUCUCCCCAACAUCUCUAGAAUCUACAUCUCCAUAGAUGAAACGCUUCGGAGUCUGGAGGCCCAUUCCUUCAACAGUUUAAGUAAAGUCACUCAUAUUGAAUUUCGAAAUCUUAGAAACUUGGAUUACAUAGAUCCAGAUGCCUUUAAGAACCUUCCACUUUUGAAAUACCUUGGUAUUUUUAAUACUGGACUCAAAGCAUUUCCAGACCUCAACAAAAUCUACUCAUCUGAUGUGAACUUUUUACUUGAAAUUGCAGAUAAUCCUUUCAUGACUUCGGUGCCUGCAAAUGCUUUCCGUGGGCUUUGUAAUGAAUCUCUAACUCUCAAACUCUACAAUAAUGGUUUUACCAGCAUCCAAGGCCAUGCUUUUAAUGGGACAAAUCUGGAUGCUCUCUACCUGCACAAGAACAAGUACCUGGAAGUUAUCAACGAUGAUGCAUUUCUGGGAGUGUACAGUGGACCAACUCUACUGGAUGUCUCCAGGACAGCCGUCGCUAACCUUCCAGCCAAAGGACUGGAAAGCCUUAAAGAACUAAUGGCCAAAAAUACAUGGACUUUAAAGAAAUUACCAGCUGUAAAGAUAUUUCUUCAGCUAAUGCGUGCUGACCUAUCAUACCCAAGUCACUGCUGUGCUUUCAAGAGCUGGAAAAAAGCCAGCGGAAUCCUGGAGUACCUGAUGUGUAACCAGAGUGGCAGCCACAGCUUUCGUAAGAGAUCAGUCAAAGCUCUCAGAGGUCCAUUUUACAAAGAUCACGCAGAAGAAUACACAGACCACACCGACAGCAUCUAUGACAAAAACACCAAGUUCACAAAUUUUCAUGACAAUUCCCAUUAUUACAUUUUUUUGGAAGAGCACGGCGAAGGCGAUCUUGGGUUUGGCCAAGAGCUCAAGAACCCUCAGAUAGAAGACGUCCAGACCUUUGACAGUCAUUAUGACUAUCCUCUCUGUGGAGGCAACGAAGAUGUAAUAUGCACUCCAGAGCCUGACGAGUUUAAUCCCUGUGAGGAUAUAAUGGGAUACCAGUUUCUGAGGAUUGUGGUGUGGUUCGUGAACCUGCUGGCCAUCUUAGGUAACAUUUUUGUCCUUUUCAUCCUUCUCACCAGCCAUUACAAACUGACCGUGCCACGCUUUCUGAUGUGUAACUUAGCCUUUGCCGAUUUUUGCAUGGGGUUGUACCUCCUCCUGAUCGCUUCAGUGGAUCUUUACACCAGGUCGGAGUACUACAACCACGCUAUCGAGUGGCAGACCGGGCCUGGCUGCAACACAGCUGGCUUUUUCACCGUCUUUGCUAGCGAGCUUUCCAUCUACACCCUGACUGUCAUCACCCUGGAGCGCUGGUACGCCAUCACUUUCGCCAUGCGCCCCGAUCGAAAGAUUCGCCUCCGGCACGCCUUGGUGAUCAUGCUGGGGGGGUGGCUCUCCUGCUUUCUUCUUGCCCUUUUGCCACUGGUUGGUGUCAGCAGCUAUAGCAAAGUCAGCAUCUGCUUGCCCAUGGACACUGAAACACCCGUGGCUGAAGCCUACGUUGUCUUCGUUUUAAUAUGUAACAUUAUUGCUUUUGUCAUCAUUUGUGCCUGCUACGUAAAAAUCUACGUAACAGUGCGAAACCCUCAGUACAAGUCAGGGGACAAAGACACCAAGAUUGCCAAGCGGAUGGCUGUGUUGAUUUUCACCGACUUUCUGUGCAUGGCUCCCAUCUCUUUCCACGCUCUAUCUGCCAUCAUGAACAAACCACUGAUAACUGUCACCAAUUCCAAGAUCCUGCUGGUACUCUUCUACCCCCUCAAUUCUUGUGCCAACCCCUUUCUUUAUGCUAUUUUCACCAAAGCUUUCCGAAGGGAUGUGUUCAUCCUGCUAAGCAAGUUCGGUAUAUGCGAGCACCAGGCUCAAGUCUACAGAGGUCAGACAAUCUCAGCCAAAACCAGCAGUGGCUCUUACGGGCAGAGAAUCAGCCGAGGGAUAGGACAGAUUCUCACCAGCAUUCAAGACCCAGUCAACGAUUACCUUCCUGCUGUGACAACGCAGAACCAAAUUCUCAUGGAAGAAUGCAAGCAAACUGAGCUAUAACGCCCCAAAGUAUCGCAGCCACAGUCUGCCCAAGAGCUGGUUGUGCAUAUAGUGAGUCAAGUCAGAAGAUAACACUCGCCAUAGCCUUCUUCCCUAGCCUACCCUUUGCGAUGUCUGGAAGUACCUUCAGAGUGGUCUUUUUUAGACAAGUCACUCAUUCGAACCUCUUGCCUCACUCACACUCUUAGCAGCGCAGGUCAGAAGAUACCGUUCUGAUGGCAAUGCUGGAAGUAGAUGCAAACACUCUAUCUAAAUAGGAAAACUAACAUAUAUAAACUCAGCAAAUAUGACAUACACCCUCACCUAAAAAGUUUAAGGAUGGAGGAGACCAAGCGUAAAACUUGGGGGUACCUGUAUAACUAAAAAAAGAACAUUUUUUUUGUAAUUACAACAAGAUUUAAAAAAAAAUAAAAUGAAAGGCUGAAGUUCUCAAAUGCCAGCUGCCAAAUGAACCUGUCAAAAGGUUCAACUGGUUUUCUAAUGGCAAAAAACUUCUACCAGGCCCUAAAAUGGAACAGAUUCCUUCUGCUAUCCCGACCUAAACACAGCUAGUCUGUUGUUUGCGGUUCUUGGUUUAGUUAGGUGAGGUGGAAAAAGAGGCCUCUCCGUAUCGCCUUUAGAGCAGCAAAAGGCAGAUGCCCUUGACCUUGCAGCUGUUGAUAAGGUUACAGAUAAGAAACUUUUACCUGUUUUUUUCAGGGCGUUUGUGUGCUGCAAAAAUCCCCUCACUACCACUCUCACUUUUUGAUAAACCUGCUUAGGAGAUGGACUAGUUUGAAUUUGUUUUGAAGACCAGCCUACCCGGUCAAGUUAAGGACGUUUGUAUUUUUUUGCCAGCUGAUACCUGAGAUAGUACUAAAAUUUUCUCCCUAUUAUCCAUUCUUUACCUGACACCAGCACAGUUCACUCUGAGUACAUUUUUUUACUUUGAACACGCCGUACCUGCUGCCUUCUCACCACUGCUGCUAUCCCCCCUCACCCCUCUCGCAGGGUAGAAUGACCUCCCUUUCAGUGCCUGCUACGUUGAGCUGCCUCAAAUCUACACUUGGACAAAGGGGGUGGCUCGUGCCUUCAGGGUACUUCAUGCCCUUCGGUUACAGAACUGAAGGCUCCAACGUGUUUUAAGAACAUCCCUCCAUCGCGUAGCGAGAGCCGUAUUCUGACAUCGGUACCGUCCGCAGUACGACUCCAUAAACCACACCGUCAGCUUUAUCUGUGGCUUAGACACAUACUCCCUGCUCUGCGCUUAACAAAAUCCAAGCUCAGAUACAAGAAACAACCCACAGCUUUUCGCUCCGGUGAUGCACUACAGCAUCCUUCUGCCACACCUGCUGCUAGACGGGGCCAGACCGAGCCUGAGCCUGGCUGUGCUCGCUUCAUCCAGACACCACAGACAAACGCCUGGUGCUCUGCACCUCCCGCAGGCACCGGGACCCGGGGCCGGAGCUGGGCUGCACCGCCUGGCUGGGCAGCACCUGUGGGGCCAGAGUGCCUGGGUUUGACAGCGGGAUCAGACCCGUUCUCCAGCUGUAGAGACUAGCUCUGUAGGACCACGACCAAGACUGCAAUUGAUCAUUUUGCUCAUCUGUUUGGGGGUAAGGAAGGCUUACCAAGAGAACAGAGAACAUGGGGUGAAUCCUUGCCAUCAGGUAGGUAUGCUAAAGUUCAUUUUGUAAUACCUAUACUGGUUUUCAUGGAAUUAUAGCCUUUGAGGAACUAUAAAUUGAACAGACAACAGUCACAUCUUUUAUACUGCAGGUUACCAGUAUCCAGAAAAACACAAUGGUAGAGCCCUCCAAACUGUUAGCUACUACAGCUAGAAAUUCCCUGACUGCAAAGGUCAUGUACAUUCUCCAAUUCAAACCCAAUUAUUUAAUUCCAUAUUCCUGAUUAUAAACAAAUGGCCGCUUCAGUGAGCGGAAACAAGGGGCAGCAACUCUCAUAAAAAAUAAAAGAUCCCAUCAUUGUUGAUGCCAUUACAAAUCUACAAUGUUGCAUUAUUGACUAAUUUAGCUGCUUCUUUUGGGGAGGGGCAUGCUUCCAUUUUCGGUUGAUUCUCAGCAAACUCUGAAACCUAACUGCCGAAAACCACACAAGUAAUAAUUGAUGACCUCCUCUUCUGUGAUCUAGACUCACCCAACGUUAAUCAGAAAUGUAAAGGUAGCUUCUUACAUGUGCAGACCCAUAAAAUUUCCUACUCCUGAAAUGGCUGUAUUCGGAAUGCUCUGGCUGUGCCUGAGUCCCCCCUACAAAACAUGUUAUGCUGAGAUGCGUAACAUCCCACCCCUGGGUUCUGUCACCCUCCUGACACUGGAAUAAUCAUUAAAGGGAGAAAAAGUUUCCUGAGUGCCUUCAUUUAGUAUCUCAGCAGCAGCUAAGACAAUCAAGUUCUAACAGACAUUUAUGUUACAGACUUCAUAGAUAGUAGCGUACCAGUGGAAAAGAAAAUCCAAGCUUGAAUCGUACUCUUUUUCAGAGAGAAAAGGCGAAAUCAAAGGUUAUUUUAAAACUGCUUUUAAAAGUAAUAUGGAUCACUUAUUUUAAACCUCUUUUUCACUUUAAAACAAACCACACUAUUUGUUCCAUGAAACUACUAGGACAUGAGAAAGCUGCAAUACGUUGGACUGACUGCAGUAUGCUUUUGAAUUAAUACAGCUGUUUGCUGUUACUAAUGGAUGACGGAUAUAUUUACCCACCAUUGAACUUUUUUAUCUCACAUCGUUGCAUUUUUUUUUUUUGUCUAUUAAACAAAAUUCUGUGAUAUUACCUUUAUGAACAAAGUUUUAUAUUUCUGGUUUAUGUCUUGCAUAUUUCUUCUUGUAUUUAACUUGGUAAAAAAUAUUUUAAAAGCUAUUGGAAAGAUCCAGGCAAUAGACUUUAAAUAAUUUAUUUGCCAGACUUUUUCUUGUAAAUGUUUGUAUCCUAUAGAUAUCCUCUUCCAUUUCUGCUCUUUUUGGUUUUGCAUCCAGCCUUAUGUAAUACUUGCUAUUUUAAAUCUGUCUCAGCAAGAUGUGUUAUUUCUGGCGUUCAGUAGGUAUCGUCUCUAGAUUACUUUGGAAAGAAUGGCAAGCAUUGGAAUAAAACGUUUUGUUUGAAACGGUAAGAGGGUCAGCAAGUUUUUUUCUGAAGUUUUUUAAAGAUUUUUUCCUAUAAAAGAAGUUAAUACUGUUUCUCUUGCAUUCAGCUUCACUGCUGUCCUUGGCUGGCCUACAGCCAAGAAGACUGACCACAUGACACACAAUUUGACAGAGCUCUGAGUUUUUUCGCCACCACUAACUGGGAAAGGGAUGCCCUAAGUGGCCAUCCUGGACAGCACGGCAGGGAUGGAAAGGAACCGAAGAAGUGCUGUUGAGCUCUGGGGUUCCAAAACCAUCAUUAAAUACAUCCAAGAUCAUCAGAAGAAUCACCUAACAGCUGUGAGGUCCUCUUCAAAAGACUAAAUCUGGAAUCUGAUCUUUUCUGUUCUCUUUACUAAACCCAGUGGCUAUGUGGCAGCCACAGUGACUAAGGAUGACUAAGGAUUCCAUGAGAAAGCACUUACACAGUAAGAAGUUCAUGUAGUAGAGAGACUCUACUGCAGAAAUUCUCAAACUAACUAAAUCAAUCUGCCCAUAUGCAACGUGACAGAAGAUCCUUCCCUCUCACUAGGUCUUCCCUCCGAGCAAAUGUCCUUUGUCCCAUUAUUUGUCAACAUUUAUGCUGCCAAACUUUAUGUUCAGUAGCUCUCAUUAUUGAGAUCAUCACUCAUCAGUGAGGGGAAAAAAGUGGUUACCUUUGCUACAUGCAUCCUUGCAUUACCUGGAAAAAAAACACUUGGGGGACAACUCCCACUGCUGAAAACAGCUGAAGUAUCAAGUUAACUCUUGACAUACCCUCCCUGUCCCCAAAACCUCAGCUGACUUCAGUAACUGCACACCUUGCUACUGCCUGCAACUGUGCUGCCCUCCUACGUGAAGUUUACGGUGCAAGGAAAUCUUUUUCUCAGUUGUAGAUGUUCACUGGCAUCAGCUAGGCCAAUUAAGCUUACAGGCAAGAAGAAAAUCCAACAGGCCAACAAGUGACAAGGAAUAAAUAGUUCUUUCUAGAAGGCCUAUGCCGUUCAGUAUGUGCAUAAGGUACCUGGAAAAAGGAGUGAACAGUAAGAUAACAGAGUUUGCUGUAGUAGUAAGAGAGUCAGAGCCAUAGGAAAAACAGAUGCCUAUGAAGAACUACAGGAAGACUUCUUAAGACUGAAUGACAGGCAAGAGGAAUUCAGUGUAGAUGAACAAAGUGAUACGCAUAGUAAAAAAAGGUCAGUUGAAAUCUUAAGUGAUGUACUCUGGGCUGACAACCCCAAUUCAGGAAUAAGAUCUUAGGGGUACAGUAAGUCCAUGACAAUACCAGCUUAUGCCUCCUGGAGAACAAAAAAGCAAAUCACAUUAUAUUAUUGGGAAAGGAACAGAACCUAAAAUCAGUAAUUAUUAUAUCACUGUAUAAAUCUGCACCUCGAAUAACGUAGCUCUUAGCCGCAACAGAAAAACAAUAUUAGAGGACUAGAAAGGUUUCAGAGUAGGGCAGCAAGGAGAGUGAAAGGCUCGGAGUUACAGCUAAGGAAUGAGUAAAGCAGGACCCCUUGGACUAGAAGAAAGAUGACAAAGCUCGAUAGUCAUGAGCAGGCAGGAGCAGCCGAGUUCUCGCCAAAAGCUGCUGCGGGUAAUAAAGUUUACAUGGGUUUAUGGAGACACUGAGGAUUCAUGGAAGAGACAUCUGUGGAAAGAUACUAAAACCACAAAAACUGUCUGUCUUGGGAUGCUUCUGAACUGCAAAUGUAUGGCAGAUGGGGAGUGUCUCAUACGUGCUUGCCUAUCCCAUUACGCUUCGCGUCGCCACACCUGGUGAGCAGCUAUCACAGUCAGGGCUCUGGCACAGAUGGAUUCUGGUCCGUUCCAGGGCAGCCGCUUCCCUUGUGUUUGAGCAGCUCCCCUAUUCAGACUGCAAAGACAGCUUCAACUGCAUCUGCCUUCCAUAGGCCUGACCGCCAAGCCCAGGUAGAUAAAAAUAAAAGAAAAAAAUCCAGCUGAGUGAAGAAGAGCAUACCCCUGUUCACAGCACUACCUCAACUGAUUUGACCUCGCAGCUCAAGUGAAAGGGCAGAGGCUAGCAGCCUCCUCUGCAAACCCUGCACAGAAAUGGGAAGAGCCAGUGCUGCCAUCCCACAGGGCUCUCAAUAGCUCUGAGAUUUCACACUGGAGAACAGAAAAUCCUGUUUCAGGGUGGCAGAGAAUGCCACUGUUUUCUCUAUGUAAACAUCUGUAAUUCUAUUUGCAUAAGUUGGUGGUAAUACAUAGACUAUGAAAGAUUUCUUCGUUCUCAGACACUGUAGCUGUAAAGUUUAGCUGGAGGCUUAGUUAUGAGGAUGUGGAACUUUCCCCGAGCAAUUUAAAGUGGCUAUAGCUGAACCUCUGCUAGUUUCCCCUCUCUCCACCUAUAGAGAGAUGUGGGGUUUUGACUGAGCAGGCAGCUGUUUUAGAUGACACCAUCCACAACAGGUCAGCUAUAGUCAAAGCAAAGCUAUGCUAUCCUGGAAGCUGAAAACAGCAUAAGUAAUAAAAGGUAAAUUGCAAAUCACUACCAUAGCAUUUUGGUUUAUUAACAUAAAUGAAAUACAAUUUCAUUUCCUUUCUUGCUGGGUAAUUUAAAUAUUAAUGCUCACAGCACAGUCUUUGGAAAAUCUGUACCCCAAAAAAAAAAGGUUUCAAAAGUGAAGUUUGAUUUGAGCAGACCUCCUACACUUCUGUGUUAAAAUGAAGCAAGCCCUCUUUUCCAGGCUGUCUGUGUAGGCUGAUGAGUAAUAGCAGCAUAAUCUGUAUUGUUUUCCUAACAGACGCCAGGCAUCCUCACUCUAAAACCACUCAGUAAUCAAAUGGUUUCUGGGUCGCAGUUAAAAUUGGACAGAGUGAGGCACAAAAUCAGUUGGGUAUCAUGCCUUUCUGUUAUGCACUCUCCUCCUCCUUGGUAGGGAAUCCAAAAACAUAUGACAUUAUACUGCACCUUGAUGGAAGCUUUGUGGGCUAAGGCACAAGGUGCUGAAGGGCCAUCAUCAUGCCCUGGAACAGAAGAUGGUUAAGAGGUCUUAGUGACGCACGCCGAGAGAUUCUGACAGCAUCGUCAACCUUGAAUUCACACCGGCUCAAUAAUAUAUCUGCAUAAAGCUGAAACACUUUUAAUCUGUUUAGUCAUUUCCAUCUGACCCGACUGAUUUCUGUGUGACUAGAAAUCACGAUGUGGAAGGGAGCAAACGGAGGCUCUGUGAGGUCAACAGGCAGAGUGUGUCACCAGCAGAACCCACCGGUCCUAACUUCCUAUCCCCAUCCCACACCUGCCUCCCCAUGCACACACAUUAUGAAUUGCCACAGCACCUGAAAUUGCCAGGUACUCGGAUCAGGCAGGACACCCAUCUGUGGAAAUUUCUGAUUUUUGUAACCGCCUGUCCUUAUUUUCCACCUCAAAAAUACUGAGUAACUAUUCCACAACAUGGGAAAGUCUCAUCAACUACAGCACAGGACUUGGGACCUCACUGGGGCCACCCUGAACUUCCAGGAGCUGAACUUCUGCAGGAUUAAUAUGAAUCAACUUGAAUCUUACCCUACGUUUUAGGUAGGAGUUUUCUGUGCUGUCCUGAUUAUAUGCAGUGCCAAGCCCCGCAUGUGUGGUCAUCUGAAAUAGUAUCCUUACGGCACAUCUGUGCAAUUCAGCUGCAGGUCAUAGAGCUUCGUUAAUUAGAGGAGGAGGAGCACACUCAUUCUGGUUCUCAGCUAUUCACUACACAGCUGUGAUGAGGAGUCUCCUCCGGGUUCUCAUUUUUUCCUCUCUUUUAAGGAAUGAAAUCUGUUGUGAACACCAACUUCAUUCACAACACAUAUCUAAGAGCUCACUAAACGGUCAUUACAAAGCGAUUGGAAUUGUUACUUGCAUCUAUACUGCGAUACUUUCUAAUUUUGCUGCCAAGAGCCCUCCUGUUGCAAACACCGCGACUGGUAACUGGUGGGACAGCCAAACCCACGCCCAGUUCCAGCCGACAUGGCAGCGGCUUCUCUUUGCAAAGCAAAGGAAAAUGACAGCGCUCUUGUUUGAAGGCAAGGCUGCAACAAACCAAAUGCAAGCAGGAACACGGGUUUUCACAAAAACCUGCUCACUGCGGACUCUGAGGCACUGUCUGCGCGUCCACCUGCUCCGAAGGCUGUUUGUGCUGCACGCACAAUGCCGGUUUCAGUUUGUACCGAAAAGAAUUCCUGAAAGGGUACGUGGAUUACUACUGCUGCCUAGAGGGAGCCGUGGAAACAACAGAUCAAUUCUUUUUUGCCAGCUACAGAUUUCCAGUCAAACCCAGCAACGUCAGCGUGAAGCAGCAAGAAGUGUGUUUUGAGGAGGGGCAGUUCGGAGGGGUGGCUGACACGCCGGCAGAUGCACCCCUUCCCAGGAAAAGUCCAGGGGGAAAAAAAAAAGUUAGUUUUUUUUGUUUCUUAUUUUUCUCUUUCAACAACUAAGUGCAUUUGCACUCUAUCAGAUUUUUUUUUUAAAGGCUGGCUACCUCUUUUUAUCUUUACCCUCUGUGCUCUCUGUUUCCUCCUUCCCGAGUCUUUUCACUUCUGAUUUCUCGACUACGGAAGAAACCCUGUGCCCUAUUUGAUGAAGUACUUCGUAUUUUCUACCUACCAUUUAAAGUUAUUUAGACUACAUAUACACACACGCACAUAUAUAUAUACACAUAUACAGCAACCUCAGGGAGAAAAUAUAAAGCUGUUUAUGAAGAUGAUUUAGGACAGAAAAUUAAACCAAAAGAUAGUCUGAAUAAACAUUAACAGCGACUUGAUCUGCUAAAAUUAAGAAUGGCUCGACUUCCCCUCCCAAAACCAACUUAAGUGAGAUAUGCAGAAGUGUCUGUGAUGUGAAUGUAUUUCUUCUUUCACUAACAAGUUUUUAAUAUCAGUAUCAUCAUCACACUUGCCAAGCCAUUUGUCAAUUCUCUACGCAUACAUGGAAUUUUACUAGGUGCUGCUUUAAGAUUAAAACUACAUAUUAAAAUCAGACAAAUUCAGUCCACAUGGAACAGUAUGUCAGAAAUAUUCCUCCCAGCACUAACGCUCUUUGUUAAAAGCUCAAACAAGGUAGGCUCAGAAGGAAAGACCUUCCAUCCUGCAAAAAUCUGAGUUUUCUGAAAACAAGGCCACCCAAGCCAGAACAAAAGGCACCUGCAGUAUUUAUUUGCACAGGGUGAACUCUGUGCCACAUCCUUUUCAGAAGUGCUGUACCCCCCAGAAGACCACGUUCC